GUUGGUGUCGCUAAUGCCAAUAAAAAUAUAAUAGAAUAAGAAUUCAGAAACAUCUUCAGUUUGAGCGCUCAGUUUGAUGUUCAUCAUGAGAGAGCAGGUGGAUGUGAUUCAUGCUGGAGAACAGCAGAUGCUGCAGACACCAGUGAAGAUUGAAGUGAAGCAGGAGGAGAUAAAAGAGGAAAUCACAACAGAAGAACAGAGUGAUGAUGAUGAAGAGCAGAUGCUGCAGACAUUUGUGAAGAUUGAAGUGAAGCAGGAAAUUAAAGAGGAAAUCACAACAGAAGAACAGAGAAAUGAUGACGAUGAACAGCAGAUGCUGCAGACACCAGUGAAGAUGUGUUCAGUGAAGCUUCUGGACUGCAGGAACCUGAUGAAGAUGAGAGAAGAAACCACAGCAGAGGAACAACAGAGUGAUGAAGAUGAUGUUAUUCCUUCAGAGCCGAUGGAAGUGAAAGAGGAACAUGAAGAACUGAAUGAAGUGGAGGAGAAAAGUCAUGAUUUCAUAUCUGGAGAAAAAUCUUUGAGUUGCUCAGAGACUGAAAAUAGUUUAUCUCAAAGAAGAGCAGCCAAGAAAUCUUUCACCUGCUCUCAGUGUGGAAAGAGUUUCACAUGUAAAAGAAAUCUUAAUAUACACAUGAGAGUUCAUACUGGAGAGAAACCUUACAUGUGCCAUCAGUGUGGGAAGAGUUUCACAAGUAAAAGAGAUCUUGAUAGACACAUGAGAGUUCAUACUGGGGAGAAGCCUUACACAUGCCAUCAGUGUGGGAAGAGUUUCACAUGUAAAGGCAAUCUUAAUACACACAUGAGAGUUCAUAGUGGAGAGAGACCUUACACAUGCCAUCAGUGUGGAAAGAGUUUCACACAGUCAGAACACCUGAAAACACAUGAGAGAAUUCAUACUGGAGAGAAACCUUACAAGUGCUCGCACUGUGGAAAGACUUUCACUUGUUCAGAACACAUUAAAAGGCACGAGAGAAUCCAUACUGGAGAGAAACCUUACACGUGCCAUCAGUGUGGGAAGAGUUUUGCAAAUGCAGACCAUCUCAAGAAUCAUCUCCGCUGUCACUCUGGAGAAAAGUUAUUUGAAUGUGAUCAGUGUGGUAAAACAUUUGUUCUGGCACAGUACCUAAAACAACAUCUGAAAACUCACACAAAAAAGAAACCUUACAAGUGUUCAUUUUGUGGAAAGAGUUUUACACGCAUGUCCUAUUUGAAAGAGCACCAGAAAAUGCAUACCGGUGUGGCGGAUCAUGUGUGCUUUGAAUGUGGGAAGAUCUUGACUACAGCCGGCAGCUUGAAUCAGCACCAAAGAAUUCAUACUGGAGAGAAACCUUACAAGUGCUCACACUGUGGAAAGAGUUUCAGUAUGUCACAAAACAUGAAAGCACAUGAGAGAAUUCAUACUGGAGAGAAACCAUACAACUGCUCUUCAUGUGAGAAAAGUUUCAUCUCAGCAAGUUCUUUAUGGCAACAUGAAAAAAAGAUUUGCCCACGUAGGCACAGUGAGCAAGAAUCAUCUUCUGGUCCAAUGAUAUCAAGUAAAUGGUGAAUGUGUGAAUAAAGCAUAUGUGCCUCCUAACCAAACUAUUGCAUGUGCAGCCGUGUCUUAAGAUGAGACCAUCCUGCAGUGCAACGAAUGCAGUGCUAACAUAACUUGAAAGUUAUCAUCAUAUGAAUACUGACUAUACCAGUGCUCGACAUUAACACUUGGCGUAAACAAGAGGAUUUUACUUUUAAAGGAAGACUUUUUCUUGGCACCUACAUAAACUCUAGAGGUUUUCAAGAGAUUUUCUAGGUGUACUGAGAUUUCUACUACACCUUCCAGAGGUGUAUAGUUGUGUUCAGAACCAGUCUGGCCUGCUAAACCGCCAUCUGCUCUUCGAAGCAUGUCAGUUCACAAAUAUAUUCAUGUUGACACCCCCCGCCCCAACGAUACGUUAUUGUAAUGUAAAGCAGUGACAAUAAACUUUUUAAUUAAUAACAUGCUUCCAUUUUUUUUUUUUUCAUUUCUAUAAAUGAUGUUUUUAUGAUUAUUUCUGUUGUUUCAGUGAUUGUCUUGAUUUACGUUUAACAUUGUUAUUUGAUGAAGAAACAACAAGUUUAACACAAACAAUAUGAUAUGGAUAUUGUUACUUGGGUAUAUUUCUGAAAUUAUGUAAGUUGUGCGUGUAUUUCGACUCAAUAAGUACCUGAGAAAAUAUUUAUGUGUAGCUUAUUAUAUCUUUGUUAUGUGUAGCUCAAUAUGUGUUUGACAGCCAGUUGUGUCUCAUGAUAUCUCAGUGUGAAAGUAAUGAAUCCUGUUCUAGAUUUGUCCUGAUUUGUUGCAUUAACUCUUUGAUUUAUGAAAAAGAAAACAUCAAAAUAAAUGUAAUUCUAUUAAAAAAAAAACCUUUGUCCAUGAAAGAAAUGGGAAGAUCACGAGACUCCAGCAUCCUGUGGCUCAUCUGCUUCAUAACACCACACUUAAGGAUGAUCCUGUAUAAUUGUUUUAAAAAAUAUUACACUAUCUGGGCAUUUUGUAGAUCCAUUUGUGUUACAUAUACUGUUUAUUCAACACUGCACAAACUUUACAAAAAAAAUUAUAUUUUGUAUGUGUAAAUGUGUAUGCUAGUUAGCAAAAUGGUCAAAUUAAUAUGUUGUAUAA
Messenger RNA from Xyrauchen texanus (razorback sucker), 2644 nucleotides. RefSeq names its product zinc finger protein 501-like. Gene Ontology annotation, biological process: regulation of transcription by RNA polymerase II. The coding region runs from base 77 to 1549 and encodes 490 amino acids. The transcript is spliced from 3 exons. The record is from RefSeq and is a predicted model, not a curated record. Gene Ontology annotation, molecular function: DNA-binding transcription factor activity, RNA polymerase II-specific; RNA polymerase II cis-regulatory region sequence-specific DNA binding. NCBI's taxonomy places the organism in Eukaryota, Metazoa, Chordata, Actinopteri, Cypriniformes, Catostomidae.